CGCUUUGUUACUGUGGAAACCAAUGAGAUUGAUGAGUGCAGUAAAACAGAUGGGUCACUCAGUUAGCCAGGUUGCUAACCCAAACCGUCAGUUUUGCUGUUACGAUAUCGAAAAGAUAGCCUACAUAACACGGGGCUACUUUUACAUUUAACUUAGCGGAUCUCCGGAAAUCUCAGGUUGUGGUGUGACUCAAUCCUUGGCAAGGAUUCUCCACUUGCUUUGACGUCAACUUAUUGCACAGCCUCACAGAUUUCUGCUGAACAUUGCUGCAGUCUUACUCAGUCUGUAUGCAUGCACAUACUGUCCAACACACACUGACAGCUAUAGCAAACACAUUCGGAGACCAAGGCUAACCUACCUUUCUCAUGGCUUACCACGAAUAACUACUAAUAACCCACAUAUUGCCACUGACUUUUUAAAUACCUCUUUUGCUUCCUCCUCUCUGUAUACCUGUGGAGCUGUGCCAAACGUUUCUGCUCUGUCUUUGUGCAAGCCAUUGUGAGGAAUACCACUCUCUGACUGAGCUACUGAGCUAUGCCAACUGGUCACAUAUUAGCAUGAUGGAGACAUGAUAACAUGUAUGGAAUAUAUUUUUGCUGUAUCCAUUUUUUGAGCACAUUAAUCUAAUUAAUUUCUCCUUUUGCUUCAAUUAUUUGAAAUUCUUUGCCUUUGAAACCAGUCGAUGCUGACUAGCAAAAAUGUUCACUGACUGAUCAUUCUGGAUAUCUUCAGAUUCUCAAUUAGUGAGUGGUCAAGAUGAAAACCACAGGUAUUACUUGUUUAAUAUACAAUAACAAGCACAGUUCUGCUUUAUUUAUAUAAGAAAAUAGCAGCAUUAAGCGGUAUAUACUGAUAUUUAUCAACUAUCAGGCAAAAUAACUGGUUUCUCUGAAGUCACACCAGACUGUAAUGGGAGGGGAAGCAGAAGAGAGGGAAGGUUAUUGUCUUCCAGAGAAAAAGAAAUGUAAGGAAGAAACAGAAAGGAGUGAGAAGGAUGUGGAGGAUGAAGGCAGAGGUGUGCAGAUCCCUCUGCAUCGCUGGGUAAUGCAUGGAGCAGUGAUGUUUGGACGUGAGUUCUGCUAUGCCAUGGAGACCGCUCUGGUGACGCCAGUGCUGCUGCAGAUAGGUCUUCCUGAGCAAUAUUAUAGUUUGACUUGGUUCCUCAGUCCUAUUCUCGGUCUCUUCUUCACACCUUUGAUUGGCUCAGCCAGUGAUCGUUGUACGUUGCGAUGGGGCCGGAGAAGACCGUUCAUUCUGGCCCUGUGUGUAGGUGUGCUGCUGGGAGUGGCGCUGUUUUUAAAUGGAUCAUUAAUAGGUCUUUCCAUUGGUGACAGUCCAGGCAAUCAGCUGUUUGGCAUUGUCCUCACUGUAGUAGGCGUGGUGGUGCUGGACUUCUGUGCUGAUGCUUCUGAGGGACCAAUCAGAGCUUACCUUCUUGAUGUUGCUGACACGGAGGAGCAAGAUAUGGCUCUGAAUAUUCAUGCCUUCUCUGCUGGGCUUGGUGGAGCAGUGGGUUACAUGCUGGGUGGUCUAGACUGGACUGGAACAGCCCUAGGCCAAGCAUUUAAAUCACAGGAACAGGUCCUUUUCCUCUUUGCAGGCAUCAUUUUCAUCAUAUCCGUCACACUGCACAUGCUCAGCAUCCCCGAGCGACCUAUUGCUCCAUCAAGCCAGCUUAAAGUCACAGAAAAUGGGGAGUCUACCAGCCACUUGUCUUUCAAGCCCAUUGGCCACACGCCACCUUUACUCGAUGUCAUUGCAGAGGAGGAUGCUUCUGCCCCCCUAUCCCAAGAGGACAACGAAUCACAUUAUGAGGAAGGGGAAAUGGACUUCUUAGCUGUGGAUCGAGUGCGGAGUAAAAGUGAUUCAGUCUUAGCAAUGCCAGAUGCUACAAUUGAGCUGGAUCCUGACCUCAACCCAGACACACAAAUUUUCCUGCCAGAGGUGCAUCACUUUCUGCCAGAGAUGCAAGGAGAUCAAGAGGAUGUUUUUAAGCCAUCAGACAGUAUUGGGUCCCCGUCUCCUUCUGGUGGACCACAUGCCCUUACUGAUGGGAAUCCAGUCUUGGAGCCUACAAAUUCAACUUCACCAGAACUUAAGGGUCCAGCAAACGGUCCUCCAUCUCUCCUACAGAUCAAAUCUGGUUCCAAGGACUCCAAUCUGAAAACACAGCAGGUCAAAACUGCCAAUGGUGUCAAUGCUGGCUUGUCCUCAUCUGACCACUCCAAUGCAGUAAAAGGCUGUGCCUCCCCUAGACUGUCAAAUCGCCCCUCCAACACAUCGGCUUCAUCACGGCCACAUCGCCACACUUUCUACAGACAACCCUCCUUCACUUUUUCUUACUAUGGGAGAGUCGGAUCAGAGCGCUAUCGACUGCGACGGAUAGCGCCCUCAAGCCCUCGUCCAAUCACCACCUCCCGCAGUCUGAAUGAUCUGAGUGAUCUCCAGCAGUGUUCAGACCGCCAGGUGUUGCAGCUGUCAGCCAGCAGUCUGUCAUCUGAGGGCUCCAGUAGUGAGGGAGGAUCAGACCGAGGCACAACUGUUCGACUGCUCUGGUUAUCCAUGUUGAGGAUGCCGAGGCAGUUGUGGAGACUGUGUCUGUGCCACCUCCUCACAUGGUUCUCCAUUAUAGCUGAAGCUGUGUUUUAUACUGAUUUCAUGGGACAAGUCAUCUACAAUGGAAAUCCUACGGCUCCAGCCAAUUCAACAGAGCUACAAAACUAUAACAGAGGAGUACAGAUGGGCUGCUGGGGACUGGUGGUGUAUGCUGCUACAGCUGCUGUGUGCUCUGCAAUCCUUCAGAAAUACCUGGACAACUUUGAUCUGAGCAUUAAGGUUAUCUACAUUGUUGGAACUCUGGGAUUCUCAACAGGAACUGCUGUCAUGGCCAUCUUCCCAAAUGUUUAUGUUGCCAUGGUGAUGAUCAGUAGCAUGGGCAUCAUCUCCAUGAGUAUCUCCUACUGUCCCUAUGCAUUACUUGGGCAGUACCAUGAAAUCAAAGAGUAUAUUCAUCACAGUCCAGCAAACACCAGAAGAGGUUUUGGUAUUGACUGCGCUAUCUUAUCUUGCCAGGUCUAUAUCAGCCAGAUUUUGGUUGCAUCAGCCCUUGGAGCUGUGGUGGAAGCAGUAGGCAGCGUGCGUGUCAUUCCUGUAGUGGCUUCUGGAGGCUCUUUUCUUGGAUUCCUGACUGCCUGUUUCCUCGUCAUUUAUCCUGACAUUGAGCCCAGUGGCUCUGAGCAGGACCAGGACUUGGUGGGAUUACCUGAAGAUUCAGAACCAAAUGGAGAAAGGACCAGUGACCAAAGGUUGGCUCUGCUGAACCUCACAGAUGGCGAUAGUUUGAAGGAGACAGUGAAUCAUUCUGUUGCCUGAGUAGGUUUAUUCUCAGUAAUCACAAGACAGUAUUGACUUUCUGUGCUGAUGAAAGAGGGUAAACAUGGCAGCAUGCUGAUGUUACAUCUACAGAAAUUUGGAUGGAAUGGAUUUGGACAUAUUGUCUUAUUAGAUGGAGGAAUGACAAGA
This is a messenger RNA of Scatophagus argus, 3522 nucleotides long. RefSeq names its product solute carrier family 45 member 4-like. Gene Ontology annotation, molecular function: sucrose:proton symporter activity. The record is from RefSeq and is a predicted model, not a curated record. The transcript has 13 exons. NCBI's taxonomy places the organism in Eukaryota, Metazoa, Chordata, Actinopteri, Scatophagidae. Gene Ontology annotation, biological process: transmembrane transport. Bases 910 to 3372 code for a protein of 820 amino acids. Gene Ontology annotation, cellular component: membrane.